Messenger RNA from Cladophialophora carrionii CBS 160.54, 1716 nucleotides. RefSeq lists its product as uncharacterized. The transcript has a single exon. Gene Ontology annotation, cellular component: site of double-strand break; nucleus. Bases 1 to 1716 code for a protein of 571 amino acids. Gene Ontology annotation, biological process: regulation of DNA double-strand break processing. NCBI's taxonomy places the organism in Eukaryota, Fungi, Ascomycota, Eurotiomycetes, Chaetothyriales, Herpotrichiellaceae. Gene Ontology annotation, molecular function: protein binding. The record is from RefSeq and is a predicted model, not a curated record.
AUGGAUGAAGAAGAUCUCAGAGACUACCUCCCGACUUCGUUCGGAGCCACGGGAGGCGACUUCGAUGUCGAUGCUCAAAUUGAAACUGCCCGGCGGAAAUUACCUGGUCUACCAGGACGCAAACCCGAUUCACCGGCAAGUUCAAAGGGAGACGCAGAUUCCGACAACGACGAGGACGACGACUCAGGUGAUGACUCUGACGACGAGGAUGAAUAUCCCGUAUCGCACGAGAUUGUCUUCAAGACUCACAAUCGCCCGGUCACGACAAUCACUCUGGACGUGUCGGGAUCGAGGAUGAUCACCGGUUCGAUGGACUGCACCAUCAAGUUACACGACUUCGCAUCGAUGGCGCCAAACACACUACGAGCCUUCAAAUCCGUCGACCCUACCUUCGUCAAGGGCUCUGCCAAUUCCGAGACUCAUCCCGUGCACGUCGCCAAGUUCAACCCCAACUCACCCAGUCAAGUUCUUGUCAUCUCAGCCACUCCUCAGGCAAGAAUCUUGUCUCGAGAUGGCGAAACGACGACCGAGUUUGUCAAGGGCGACAUGUACCUGCGCGACAUGAACAUGACGAAAGGCCAUAUCAGUGAGAUCACCAGCGGCACGUGGCAUCCCCACAACUAUGACCUCUGUGUGACCGCGGGGACGGACAGCACACUCAGGAUAUGGGACGUCAAUGUGCGCAACAGGCAGAAGAACGUGAUCGUGCACAAAUCGAAACUGGCGGGCUCGGCAGGUCGCAGUCGCAUGACUGCCGUGGCAUGGGGUAGUCAAGUCGAGGGUGGAAACAGUCUUCUCGUCGCGGCCGCUCUCGACGGCUCUUUGCUCAUGUGGGGAGGCGACGGGCCUUACUCCAGGCCGAGUGGUGAAAUCAACCAGGCUCACACCAGCAACACCUGGACGAGUGGCGUCGACAUUAGCGCCGAUGGCCGCCUGGUCGUGACACGAGGCGGCGACGACACGAUCAAGCUGUGGGAUACGCGCAAGUUCAAACAGCCCGUCAACACGACCUCGCACAUUUCGACGUCGAGUCAAUACCCGACCUCGAACGUCCUUUUCGCUCCAAACUCGUCGUCCAUCAUCACCGGCUCCGAGACGGGCGAUCUGUACAUUCUCAACCCGGCCACUUUGAAACCCGAGCUCGUCACGCCAAUCACGCCAGGAUCGGCGCUGAUCAGCGUGCUUUGGCACGACAAACUCAACCAGAUCAUCACAGGAAGCGCCAACGCCGAAACACAUGUGCUCUUCAACCCUAAGAUCUCGGCAAAGGGGGCCGUGAUGGUCAUGUCCAAGCCACCGAAGCGGCGACACAUCGACGACGAUCCGAGUCUCACCACGGACAUGUCGCAAGGUCUAUCCGGCGACGCGAUCGUCAACCCCGGAACCGCGAGCGAGGCCAUCAAGGGCAGUACAUACGCGUCUCGACACCCGACCAUCGGUCUCACGGCGUCGGGCAAAUCGCGUGACCCGCGAAGGCCUCACAUUCCCGCGUCGACGCCGUUUGCCAAGAGCCAACCGGACGAGAAGCACAUCAAGGAACGCAUCCCGCUCAGCUCGAUGAGGGAAGAAGACCCGCGCGAAGCCCUGCUCAAGUAUGCGGACAAGGCGCAGAAUGAUCCCAUCUUCACGAAUGCUUGGAAAAAGACCCAGCCCAAGACCAUCUACGCCGAUCUCAGUGAUGAGGACGAACCGCAGAAGAAGAAGCAGAAAACGUAG